AUGUGAAUUCUAUUUGUUUAGAAUAUAUUCUCUCUUAGUGAAAUACAUGCAACUGAACACAGUGACAUUAAUUUAUAUCGUACACAUAAAUUGAUGCUUUCUUCGUUAAGUCAAUUUUUAGUUAACGAGAAUACAUUUAAAGAAAUGUUAAGAUUGCAAUAUAUUAAAGGACCCAUUAAUGAUGCUACUAAGGAUAAAUACAUAAAAACUUUUUUUGAAAUAGCUGCUAAUUUGUCAUUAUUUUGUUGUAAUGCAAUUUCUGAUCAUUCUACGGAUCGCAGAAUUAAUGGAAUAAUGUUCUUAGAAACAAUUCAAAGUAACGAUAAUUUAAAUAAUUCAAAUAAAAUAAUCCAUUAUUUAAAUGUUAUAAUCGAUCAACUAAAAAGCUCUGUAGAGUUUGUUUAUAACCAAAAUUAUACAGCAGAUAACUUAUUGUGCCAAAAAGCUGUACCACAAGACAUUAACGGUGAUGAAUUGGUAACACAUAAAUAUGUAAAAAGUUUUUUUAAUAUGAACCAGUGCUUGUGUACAACAAGAGACGCGCUAUCGCUUUGUGUAUUUGUAACAGAACAGUGUUUGUAUUUACUAUGGAGCCAUCUCGACUUUUAUGUACGAAAAACGUUUUCAAAUGAUUUUGAGCAUAAAUUAUUACUAGAUUUUAGAAAUUUAACAAAGACUAGGAGCGAUCGGCCUACACCUCCUAAUCACUCGCCAUCGAAGAUAAAGUGCCGCUCACCUCACUCGGUAGAGUUAAAUGGAACGCAAGAAAAAAAAUUGAAGCAGAUUUCCCCAAAAAUAAUAGAUCUAUUUGGACCACAGCACGAAACAGCGAAACUUUAUAAAGGUGGUUCACAUGCUACUGACCAAUCGGCCAUUGGCCUUAACUUGAGUGCAUUUUCGCAACAUAUCAACAACAACAACUAUAAUCUGAAUAACAACAACAAUAGCAAUAACAACAAUAACAAUAAUAAAUCCUCAAUGAAAUUGAAUGCAUUACACUCAUCACUACAUUCGUCAUUGCACUCAUCAUUUAAUGAUUCGGUGCUGAAUCUGUCAAAAUGUUCAACAUUAAAUAUGACUCAUGAUGAUUAUUAUUAUUUCGUAAAGCCAGAAUUGGAUGUAACUGAACGUCACAAUAGUGGCGCACAGCAACCCAUACCUGCUCAUCAAAGUAACCAUACGCAACAACAGCAACAUCUACAGCUAUUGAAGAGCGCUCAUCCCGUGCAUAAUGACAGUCGUGUCUCAUCUACACGCAAUGAUACCACACAAAACACAACAUUCGAUGAUAUGGAUGCCUCUUCGUUACGUAGUGGAGAUGAAGUUUCCAUACGCAAUACAGCAGCCAGUCAUCAAGGUUCUGAUGAGGUUGAAGAACUGGAGGCAAUUGAUGCUGAUUUUCCAUAUCCAUUAAUAUUAGACUCUAACUCACCUAGGAGUGCUGGCGCAAAUACUGUUAAACGUAGACGUAAGGAUAUGCAUGGCUCUGACGAUGCAGACGAGGAUGAUGAAUAUGAAGGUCAAAUGUUGCAGCAACAUCGUCAUUUGCGUCAACAAAGCAUGGGCAUGAAUGGUAUGGUUGGUAUGGAUAUGCCGCCACCGCAGACUGUACGCGAAGUUCUUAAUUCCAAAUUUUGUGGUUUCAUAUCAGCGAAGCUAAAUAGCAUGGAAGACACAGAGGCUGAUAAUUUAAUGAACAAAAUACUCAUGUUAUUAGUACAAACACAAAGUAAUGAUACGAAGUGAGAUUUUAAAUUUAUUUAAAUUAAUUACAUGUAAAUAUGUAUCUCAAUCAAUAUCAUGUAAAAAUUUAAUUUAAUGAAAUUGUAUCUGUAACACAAA
Teleopsis dalmanni is the source of this 1842-nucleotide messenger RNA. Its product is annotated as LIM domain-containing protein A-like. The record is from RefSeq and is a predicted model, not a curated record. Lineage: Eukaryota; Metazoa; Arthropoda; Insecta; Diptera; Diopsidae. The transcript has 5 exons. Bases 94 to 1746 code for a protein of 550 amino acids.